Molecule: messenger RNA, 1516 nt
Organism: Phanerochaete carnosa HHB-10118-sp
Lineage: Eukaryota; Fungi; Basidiomycota; Agaricomycetes; Polyporales; Phanerochaetaceae
Exons: 13
Coding region: 82-1308 (408 amino acids)
Biological process (GO): adenylate cyclase-modulating G protein-coupled receptor signaling pathway
Cellular component (GO): heterotrimeric G-protein complex
Molecular function (GO): G protein-coupled receptor binding; GTPase activity; G-protein beta/gamma-subunit complex binding
Source: RefSeq, a predicted model, not a curated record
CGCAUUUCAAACGCCAUCGACGAGGAGCUACGGCAUGAAAGAGAACUGCGCAAGAAGAAAGCAGGCAGAGAGGUAAAAGUCAUGCUUCUCGGCCAAGCAGAAUCUGGCAAGUCGACUCUACAGAAGCAGUUCCAGCUCUACUAUGCCUCUCACAGCCUCGACCGAGAGAAACCACUAUGGCGACCGAUUGUCUAUUCCAAUAUCCUCAAGGCGCUCCGCAUGCUUAUGGACGAACUUGACCGACGAUACGGUUCAGGCACCUCGAGCCCUGGAUCUACGCCUGGCACGAGCUCAAUCCUAGGAAGCUCCCCUGCGUCCUCCGAUCCGCUGUCCAGCGCCGAGUCCGCCUACCCGCUUGAGCUGUUCCCCUUGCUUCCGACACUCCAAUCCGUCGUCGCCCAGGAAGACGCGCUGGCGUCCGAGCUUUCCGGCGGCGUCAAGGUCAGUGGCGGGCGGUCGGGGGUCUACGUGCGCGCGGGCUGGCAGGCUCUGAUAACUCCGAACCGUGCCUGGCCUCUCACAGAUAUUCGCGACGCGGCGAACCGGCCGACUGCGGUGACGAAUCAGGUUGCGGGAUCCCUGCUACAGGCCCAGGGCGUCAUUGCGCAGUUCUGGACCCACCCGCUCGUCCGCCAGCUGGUCGCCUCGCAGAGGGUACGGCUCGAGGAGCCAGCGGCGUUCUUCCUUGAUAACAUUCACAGGAUAGUGCAGGCAGACUAUUCGCCUUCAACAGACGAUAUACUUCACGUCCGUCUCCAGACCCUCGGUGUUACGGAACAUUCCUUCGAUAUUGACAUCGGGGGAGUACGGUUCAAUUGGCUGCUGUACGACGUUGGUGGUGCCCGCGGCCAGCGGCAUGCGUGGGUGCCAUAUUUCGAAGAUGCGACGGCGAUAAUAUUCCUCGCACCCAUGAGUGCGUUCGACCAGUACCUCGAAGAAGAUCCGCGCACCAACCGGAUCGACGAUUCAUUGCAGCUGUUCACGACGAUUUGCCAGAACAAGCUUCUCGCCAAGGCCGCGCUCGUGUUGAUGCUCAACAAGGCAGACCUCCUGAGGAAGAAGCUCGAGGCAGGGAUCAGAGUACGAAAAUACAUCUCCUCGUACGGCGAUAGGCCCAACACCUACGACGAGGUCUCCGAGUACUUCCGCGCGCACUUCAUCCAGACGCACCGCCGGAAGGACGUCUGGCACCGGGUGCUGUACACGCACUUCACCUCGAUGCUCGACAUCAAGGCGACCCAAUCAAUUAUCAUCAGCGUUGGCGAGGCUAUCAUGCGACAGCACCUGGCCUCCGUGGGCCUAUCAUAGGUUCCGGACCCCCCCUCCCCUCGGAUCAGGACUGGGGCCCUGGUGCCUAUCGAUCGUUGUUGGAAGCUGUCUGCGCUGUCAUUGGAUAUCCGGUGGCCGUGGACAGUGAGACCUGGAGAUUGUGGAGAUGUAAACGUGAACGCUGUUGUACACACACUGUUUGACGUGAGCAUUCACACGAUGUAGGCGAUAUAUAUCUUAAACCCUG